AUGCUGUCCAAGGCACUGCUCCUCGCUGCCGGUAUCAAUCUCUUCGCUCGUGCUGCUGGUCAGACGUGCGAUGGUUCCACAGCGACACCCGAUGUCUUCUCCCUGCAAUCCAGUCUCGACGGCUCUUGCGUAGAUGACUACGCCGAUGAUGGUCAGCUCUACACUGACAAGUCAACACAAACGAAAGCGAACCAAUUCACACUUGUUCGUCAGGUCAGCGGCGGUUUCCAGCUCAUCGACCAGACCGUCAAGAACGGACCCAAGUUCUGUGUCGGUGAACAGGCGACUUCAAAUCAAUUCCAAUGCUCUGGUGACGCAAACCCAAGCAAUGACCAGAACAUGUUUGGCGCAUGCAACGGCCUUUUGACAUACAAGGGCUCCUCAGACUUUUACGCGUGUGGGCCUGGCAUCUUCCCGACACUGACCAGCUACAACUACUUCACAGUACAAUACCCCAACUGUAUUCCUGUCAAGUUCUCUAUUGUCACGUACGACCAAUGCUUCCCUGCGCCGCCUACCUCUACAAGCGUGCACAACUACAACGACGAGCUCGCAACCCGAGACUACCUCAACCACAACGACGAGCUCUCAUCCCGAGUCAACCUCGACGACAAUCUCAACAACGAGUUCUCACCCCGAGACUACUUCGAGCACAACGACAACGACGAGCUCGCACCCCGAGACUACAUCAACCACAACGGCGAGCUCUCAUUCCGAGUCUACCUCGACGACAAUUUCCACGACGAGUUCUCAUCCCGAAACCACCUCGAGCACAACCACAACGACGAGCUCACACCCUGA
Messenger RNA from Protomyces lactucae-debilis, 801 nucleotides. RefSeq lists its product as uncharacterized. Lineage: Eukaryota; Fungi; Ascomycota; Taphrinomycetes; Taphrinales; Protomycetaceae. The transcript has 2 exons. The record is from RefSeq and is a predicted model, not a curated record. The coding region runs from base 1 to 801 and encodes 266 amino acids.